Molecule: messenger RNA, 2803 nt
Organism: Thamnophis elegans (Western terrestrial garter snake)
Lineage: Eukaryota; Metazoa; Chordata; Lepidosauria; Squamata; Natricidae
Gene: SZRD1
Product: SUZ RNA binding domain containing 1
Exons: 4
Coding region: 636-1046 (136 amino acids)
Source: RefSeq, a predicted model, not a curated record
CGGCAUUCGGAGUGGUGAUCUGACCUGAACCAAGAGCCCAAUUUUGGCCCGUGUAAAACGAACCACUUGGAUAAGCUGAAAAUCUACCCAGGGGUUUGCGUGUUUUUGAGUUUGCUGGAGAAGAAAACUCAUUCAGCCAAGCGAGAGCUUACCUUCACUUUCAAAGAUUAACUCGUUCUCCAGACUUUGGACUACAAAGCAGUGACACCUCAUUGGGAAGAGCUGUUAGAGGGAAUGCCUGCCUGAUUGCAAAACCAGCCGCAGGACAGCUGAAGUGUUCUGGCUGGGACUUAGGCCUCCCUUUCCAUCAAGGAACGGCCACCGGAACGACCGUUUCCUACACGGCCAACAAAGACAGUUCCAGAAAGCGGCCUUGGUUGAGCUGGGACCACGUCCCUGCUGUGGGAAAACCGCCACCCUUCCGACGCUGUCAUACCUGCAAAGAUAGUUCAGCCAACUGGCCAGGCUGUUGGGCCACCUCUAGUGGCCUCCCGGGCUUGGGACCAGAGAACUGGUCUCCCAAGGCGGAGAACAGAUUCUCAUUCUUUUUGCUUACCGAUCUUUAAUGGGGGCAUCCUCUCCCUCCCCCCUCCCAUGGUUUUGCCAGUGAGAAUGACCAGGCACGUCCUGUGCCCAUGAUGGAAAUAGACAGGCGACUGGAAAAGAAACUGAAGAUCAGCCAAAAAGAAAGGAAAUCCAAGUCCCCACCCAAAGUGCCGAUCGUAAUUCAGGACGACAGUCUUCCCUCGGGGCCCCCUCCGCAGAUUCGGAUCCUGAAGCGGCCCACCAGCAACGGGGUGCUGACCAACCCCAACUCUGCCAGCCGGCCUGCCAUCCCGGUGAAGACCCUGGCCCAGAGGGAGGCCGAAUACGCAGAGGCCAGGAAGCGGAUCCUGGGCAGCGCCAGUCCGGAAGAGGAGCAAGAAAAACCUAUCCUUGACAGGCCCACAAGGAUCUCCCAGCCAGAAGACCCCAGGCCGCCCAGCAAUGUAAUCAGGCAGCCACUGGGCCCCGACGGUUCGCAGGGCUUCAAGCAACGCAGAUAGGCUUGGCCGGCCGACCAGCCAGUAUGAAAGCAGGGUGCUCCCCCCUCUCCUCAGCAGACCAAUGGACCUGAGCCACAGGGGUGGGACUUGCCCCAAGCGUCCCCUUGGCUCCUUGCCUCGUGUGACCCUCAGCCCAGGCACUGGGACUCCUGCUGCGCCUGCCCCGUAGACUUGACAUGCCAAGGAGGGCGUGCCGAGGGAGGCACAGGCGGUGGGGCAGGUUUCUCCUCCGGGGGAACCGGGUUGCUGCAACGCGCCGCCUGCUGAAGCGGGGGCUCCUCCCUCCCCUCGCAAAGGAAUGACUUCUCCCGUUGGCGUCUCCCUCUGGCAUUGGAAGUAGCAGGGUGGCGUGGCGGGGGAGAAGCGGCUCUGCUUUUCGACAUGCGCAUGUCGGGGUGUGUUGCCUUUGGAGCAAGGUGCAAACGGGGUGGGUGGGCGGAAGGUGUGCGCAAAAAAUGGUGUGAUCCUUUGCUUUGGGGAACGGGAUGGCUCUGGAGCCUUCACGCAUGGGAAGAAGAAGAAGAAAAGGGGGUGUGUUAGCUGUUUAACUUGUUUAAUCUCUGAGAAACGGUAGUCUCUAGUGUUGAGAAAGGAGGGGAGGCGGGGAGAAAGGUGGCGGCGGGUGACCUCUUCCCCUUCCUGCUUACUGCCGCUUGGAACGAGCAGAGGAAGGCGUGUCGUGGCGGCAGCCGUCUUCCCACAAAGGCCAGCUCCGCUGCUUCGCGAGCCCAACAGAGACCCCAGUGCCUCUGCCUCUGCGGGCCGAGUAUGGGCGGAAGGGAUUGCCCUGCCCUCCCGGUCUUCACCAGCACUCCCUUUGCCUCUUGGUGCUGCUUCCGAUCAAAGAUGGGGGGGAGGGCUGCUUUUCGCCACUAGGACUCUUGCGCUAGGAAUAGAGUAGGUUCCUGUCUCCCCAUCACGCCCUGCUGGGUCCUCAUGAGGAUGCAGGCAGCGGGCCCAAGUGUUGCUUGUGCUGGCCAGCUGGAGGGCCCCGAGCAGUAAGGCGUUUGGUCCUGUUGGUUCUUGGUCAAUCUGCCAUUGGGAAGGCAAAGAAGUUGGGGGGUAGCAAGGUCUAGAAAUCUGGAAAAGGCCGGAGAUCAGAUUUCCUUCCCUCUCGAAAUGGGGUGGGGGGGUCACCAAAGUCUUAAUCACAGGUCUAGGCGCCAUUUUCAAGAUGGCCUCCGGAGGAGAACGGAUUUACAGUGAUGGGAGGGAUCACUCUGUGGCUUGCGCCCCCCCCCCCCCAAGCAAUACUCUUUUUAGCUUUUUUCCAGUUGGUCAGACAAAAAAAAACACUGGAGGGAAGGGGGCUGGUUUAAGAGACCCUGCCCAAAGAUGUCAAGUGUCCGGACCAGCUGGGGCUUCACUCCCUAGCAGCCAUAUUGAGGGGGCGGGCGGAGGUGGAGAGCCUUCCCCCCUCCCCACACCACUUCCAGGUGCCUGGGCUAGCUCGCUUCACUGUGUUUCCCAAGUCUGCCUUUCGGUUUUGCUGCCUGGUGUAGAAAGGGACACCUCGGAGUUUGGGGAGGGGGGUCUGUCAAGGGGGGGGGGAAUUCCCACCCUUAAAAAUCCUCUUUCCCGCUGGGAGAGGAGGGAAUGCCUCCGGCUGUCGUGCAAGAAGAGGGUGUUAAGUGUGUCUAUAUAUGUGUGUGGGGCAGGGGGGGGUUUGGGGGUGCCGGAACAGGUGUCUCUUUGUACAUCAACACAGGAUGUUGUAUCACAACACGGCAAAAGGAGUAACCAGUCAAAAGAGUAAU